This is a messenger RNA of Aureobasidium pullulans EXF-150, 1541 nucleotides long. Its product is annotated as taurine catabolism dioxygenase TauD. Lineage: Eukaryota; Fungi; Ascomycota; Dothideomycetes; Dothideales; Saccotheciaceae. The record is from RefSeq and is a predicted model, not a curated record. The transcript has 5 exons. Gene Ontology annotation, molecular function: oxidoreductase activity. Bases 1 to 1260 code for a protein of 419 amino acids.
AUGGCUUCUGUCGAGACUCUUACUCCUGCUUCAGUUGAGCCUUAUUAUUCUCGUGGUCUACGUGAGAGAUAUCGUGCGGACGCCUUGCAAAAUCUCUCAUUUACCGAGCAGAGUACGAAAUAUGCCGAUAUCACCUAUGAGGUCGACCACGCCAAAUAUCUGGCUCGGUCCGCUAGCCGCUUGACUAGUGAACAACUCACCCAAGAGCUUCCGGCCGGCUUUCCGGAGAAGCUAGAUGGACCCUUGGUUUGGUCUACCAAGGAUCUGGAGUCAAAGGAACACGAAUAUGUAUACAUGAUGACAAGCGAAGACAAGGCUGAAGUUCUUCAGGCCUUGGAGCAUUUUAACAAACAAGGACUCAACGGAGAUGAAGUCAAUCGUGACAACUUUCCACUCGGCAAACUUGCUGAAACACUCAGAUCUGUGGCCGAGAAGAUCUAUGACGGUCACGGCUUCAUGAUCAUCCGUGGCUUGGACCCAGACACCUUUUCGCACGAAGACUACACAGUCGUGUAUCUUGGCAUCACUAGCCACAUCGCAGAGAGGCGUGGCAAGCAAGACCAAAGAGGGUCCAUGUUGAUGCAUGUCAUGAAACGUGACUACGUCGAAGAACCGAACCGUGACGAUCCUUUCCACACAGAUACUGUGUGUGAUGUCCUCUGUCUUGUGACCCGUAGCUGUUCGGCAUACGGAGGCAAGAGCGUCCUUGCGUCAGCAUGGACAGUGUACAAUGAGUUGGCAGCCACCAGACCAGACUUGAUCCAAGUCCUGGCCAAGCCAGACUGGCCUUUCGACACAUACGGUAGAAGCCCUCCCUACUAUAAGAGGGCACUGUUGUACUUUCAAGAUGGCCGGAUGAUCUUGAAUUACUCUCGCCGCCUCUUGGUCGGACAUCCCCCUCGUGAGAAGCGCACUGAAGGCAUCCCGGGCCUCACCGAAGCACAAGCAGAAGCUUUGGACGCUCUCCAUUUCGUCGCUUGUAAGCAUGAGGUCAGACCUCGUAUGGAGGUUGGCGAUAUUCGACUCGUCAACAACAUGGGUGUCCUCCACAGAAGAGAAGCUUUCGUUGAUGAUCCGAAGGCUACUCGCCAUCUCAUCAGAGUUUGGCUGCACAACGAGGAGUUGUGUUGGAAGCUACCUACUCCCCUACGUUUAGCUUGGGCUAGAGUCUUCGAAGACCAUGAGCGUGGCGAGAGCUGGGACAUUGAGCCACCAAGAAAGGAUGGUAAGCUCCUUAGAGUGGCUGGCUCGUGCGAUUGAUGAACAGAUGAGCAUGUCUGGGAGUUGUUGAAGUUUACGGCCGAGUCUCUUUUCUACAUGUUCACGAUCCUGCUUUGUCUCGCGUCACGGCCGUACAUAUGGUUUUGUUCUCCUUUGUAAAUUGGGGUUGCAAUUAAUCCAUCCCCAAGAUUGAAUCACACACGACUGGAUUAGGCGAGAUUCUCAUGAUGUGCCAGCAGCUUUCCAGUCGGUUUCGAAGAGCUGAGCGACCCAGUAGAGAUCGUUGCGUACUUCUCUCCGACUCCUCACCUCGCGAAGAU